This is a messenger RNA of Sporisorium graminicola, 1701 nucleotides long. RefSeq lists its product as uncharacterized. The record is from RefSeq and is a predicted model, not a curated record. The coding region runs from base 1 to 1701 and encodes 566 amino acids. The transcript is spliced from 2 exons. Lineage: Eukaryota; Fungi; Basidiomycota; Ustilaginomycetes; Ustilaginales; Ustilaginaceae. Gene Ontology annotation, molecular function: protein binding.
AUGCGCACAUCACAAGCUAUCAAGGUGGCUGCCAUCGCGGCACCCGCCGUGCUUCUCGCCGCUGCCACGGCCCAGGCCGCCUCGGACUCGUGCAUCAGUCUCCAGGGCAGUUCCAUGUGCCCCUCGUUCCAGACCAACUUCAUCAAGCCCAGCAACCUGUCGAGCGAGUUCAGCUUUUUCAACACGGUCACCGACGUGACCUCCUUUGACAGCCUCUUCCAGCACUACCUCACUUCUCAAAAUGGCUACUACUCGGACAAGAUCCAGGACGGUCUUGGAUGCAACACCACCCUUGCACAGAACGUCACACUUCAAUGGCAGCAGACCGUCUUCUGUUCGCAAUUCUCGCAGGCCUCGUACGAGUCUGGAUGCACUUCUGAAACAACACCCACCCUCGUCUGCCAGGAGACGUGCAACCAGUUUGCAUCCUCCGAGGAGGACGUGGUGGACAACACGGCCUACUGCCGGUCCACCAAUGAGCUCAACACUUUCCAGCGCAGUGUUCGAUCCGACACGCUCUCCAAUGACUACUUUACCUGCACCGACUACAGCUCCCUCGCCACCACCAACGUCAACUCGUGCGUCACCGGUAUCGAGAACGAAGGAAGCUGUGGCUUUGGCUACUCGACCGACCAGCUCUGUGCCUUUUGCGAUCCCUCGGGCGGUGUCACUCCCCCUCCCUGCUGCUACGAAUCGCGUACCGACCUCUCGCAGUGCUCGCAGUGGGGCCACCCUCUCGCUGCCACUAUCCGCCCUACCACCACCGUCGCCACCAACGUGCCCGGAGCCGCUCAGAGCACCGCUGGUACUGCCUCGGGCUCGGCUGCUGCCAACUCAGCCACCGUCACUGGCGCUGCUACUGGCACUGCUUCGGGCUCCAAGAGCGGUGCAGCCGCUUCUUCCACCUCGAGCAACAAGAACGGCGGCGUUUCGGGCGCCAACAUGGCUCCGGAUGGCCAACAGCUCGUCAGCUCGGACGACAGGGUGUUUAGUAAGGGUCAGCUUGCAGGUAUCAUUGCCGGCUGCUGUGUGGGUGCUGCGUUGCUCGGUGCGCUCAUUGCUCUGCUCUGCCUGCGCAGGCGAGGCGAGAAGGGCGACACGGAGAAGAACACGGUCUACGGCGGCGCUGCCAACGAGAGCCACGUCGAGCGCCCCUGGAUGCAGAGCGAGGAGGCCAUGGUCAAGUCGCCCGAGCUCGGUCGUCCUUCGACGGAUGCCAAGUUUGCCGGUGCUGCGGGUGUCGGUGCUCUCGCUGGCGCAGGAGGCGCAGCUGCUGUAGGCGCUGCUGCGGGCAAGGGUCGCGACUCGGUCGACGAGCGUCCCAACAGCGCGAUGAGCGGCGAAACGGGCACCGAUGGACGCGGUACUACGAUCCCUGCCGUAAAGGACCAGUACUCGUCGCACGACAUCUGCCCAGGAGAAACGGUCGUCGCCAUCUACCCGUACAACGCCACGCUCAACGACGAGAUCACGCUCCAGCCCGACGAUGUGGUGACUGUUCAGCGUCUGUACGACGACGGAUGGGCGCUGGGUCGUACCGAGUCUGGCGGCGAGGGUGCCUUCCCGUUGGUCUGCGUCACUUCGACAAAAGGCGGUACUUCUGGCUCGGGUGAGAACCUGAGUGGGGGGAUGACCAGCGGUAAUGAUGGAAACGUCACUUCGUCAGCAGACGGUGCCGUAACCGCUGAGGAGGGUCCUUAG